ACCCAGGAGCUCUUGGCUACCCGGGCUAUGUUUAUGAUUUACAAGUGGUAAUGUCCUGCUUCAGCUCGGAUUUAGUUGAACAGCUGUCUUUUAUCGGUGUUUAAUAACCCUAGCUACUGUCCACCGGCGGAGGGGGCUGCCCAAAGCGAAACCAUACAACGUUGGCCAUCAACGUCAGCAGUAUUCAUAAAUGAAUUACGGCGUAUUAUUAGCGAGUCAAGGCUAACGCUAAACUUGGCUAGCAGUGUGUGUUGUAGACUAUGAGUGUGGGUGAUGGAGGACAGCCAAUGUGAGGACUUGGACUACCUGAUCCAAGAUGAGGACACCCUCAUUGAAGGUGUCAGCAACCAGGUCUUAUUUGUUGUAGUGCUCAGUAUCACCUUCCUUGCAGGCCUCCUCACUCUGCUGUGCAGAGAAGAGGAGCAAAACAUUCAUCCUGAGAAUCAGGAGCAUGUUCGAGCCGUCCGACAACAGCUUCAAACAGAGCAGGAUGAAAAUCUGCAAGCGGAGGCCAGGCAGCAGUAUUACACAGACAUGUCUUGUCCCGUGUGUUUACAGCAGGCUGUUCUGCCAGUGGAAACCAAUUGUGGACACCUUUUCUGUGGCUCCUGCAUUAUUGCCUACUGGAGGUAUGGCACCUGGCUGGGUGCUAUUAACUGCCCCAUCUGCAGACAAAUGGUAACAUUGCUCUUCCCACUAUUUCAUGAGCAUGCCAAUCCUCAGAGGGUCCAGGAUGGUGAGGCAGAACCUCUGCUCAUAUUACGAGACAUCAACGAUUAUAAUCGCAGGUUCUCAGGCCAGCCAAGAUCUUUUAUGGACAGGCUGCGAGAUGUGCCCACCCUGCUUCGUCAUGCCUUUAGGGAGAUGUUCUCUGUGGGUGGCCUCUUCUGGAUGUUCAGGAUUCGAAUUCUUCUCUGCCUAGUUGGCGCACUCACCUACCUGGCCUCGCCACUCGACAUCCUCCCCGAGGCGCUUUUCGGCCUCCUGGGAUUCAUGGAUGAUUUCUUUGUAAUCCUGCUUCUCUUUGUGUACAUCUCUAUCAUGUACAGAGAGGUGGUUACACAGAGACUGAACGGCUAGGUGAUGACUUGCACAAGAGGCCUUAGCUUGCUCAUGUCAGGCUCAGGAAGAAGGGAACUCAGCAGCUCAGGUGGACAUGAAGACUGAAUAAAUGUUCAGAGGACAGUUCAUCAAUUAUGCUGGUUCAUUUUAAAGCCUAAGAUGUUACUUCAUCACUGGAGAGGAGCUAUCUAGAGACUGAGCUCUGAAUGUUUACUCUGUAUAUAGAAAUCAUCAUUAGUGGUUCAUAGGUUAAAUGUGGUCAAAGCCAACAACAGUUAAACAUAAUGAGAGCUGUGGAAGGAUGUGAUGUAGAAAUCUACUUUGAAUCAGACACUGCAGUAUGUCAGGGACAGCUCUAACUGAAUGACUAGCAGUACUACCAGCCAAUUCUUUGACAGCAUUGCCAAAAGCAGUCCUUUUAUUAUCGGGCAUACCAUCAUAAUGGAGACAUUGUUGUAAUAUAAUAUGAUCUUGAUUGUUCUGUCUUAAUUAUAUGCAUUUAAAUUUG
Seriola dumerili (greater amberjack) is the source of this 1570-nucleotide messenger RNA. RefSeq names its product ring finger protein 170 (gene rnf170). Bases 274 to 1080 code for a protein of 268 amino acids. Lineage: Eukaryota; Metazoa; Chordata; Actinopteri; Carangiformes; Carangidae. The transcript has 7 exons. Gene Ontology annotation, molecular function: ubiquitin protein ligase activity. The record is from RefSeq and is a predicted model, not a curated record.